AUGAUCCACGCGCUGGCCCCGAAGACUCCGAAUAUUUGUGCAUUCAACUCGGUCGCCUUAAAAAUCCUCGGAAUAGGACCCUCAACACCAGACCGUGUGAACGACGUAUGGAUCGAAAAGGACGGCAAUGGCUGUCCGACCGGGAUUCUACGAGGCAGCGUCACGAGUUACUACAACGAUGACCCUUUUUUCGUGGAGCUCCUGAGGAAAAUGCCCUCGCUGAUCCAACCGGACCUUGUCCCGGCGGCCUUGGUAGAAGCAAUGGCCGAUUACAAUGCGCUUGGUAUCACAACUAUUUAUGAAGGUCAUGCAAUGGAGUUCACUCAUAUUGAUGCCUACCGAGCUUUCAAAGAACGGAAGUGUCUGACUCCACGCGUGCAAGCUUGCCCAGAACUUCAGCCCGGAGCUAUGCCAGGGGACCCCGAACUGUCAGUGGCUGAAGUUACCUCGGUACUCGAGAAAGCAUUGAGCCUAAGGGACGUUCGUGAUGACUGGCUCCGCAUUGACGGAGUCACAGCGUGCACGUAUGGCCCCUGCUAUGGUGGUUAUGCGUUGUGGAAAGAAGGGUACCUCGCUCCGAACGGCGAAACUAUAACUGGCAAACGCUCCGUCAGUGAGGAGAACAUGCGUGUUGCCUAUGACUUCUGUACUCAGAAGGAUCUUCGUCUCAAUCUGUGCUCAGUAACUCCGGAUGAACAUGACGAACAUAUUUCUAUGACCGUUGAAAUGAUGCGCAAGUAUGGGGUCAAACGCACGGGGUGGAUAGUUCAACACGGCAUCAUCAUCCGCCCAGAUCAGGCCAAGCAGUUGGCUGAGCUGGGAUUUGACAUGACUGUCAGUAGCAGCUUUACCUUCGGGGACGGUGACAUGGUACGGGAGAGAAUUAGCCCGCAAACCCUGGAACUCCUAAACCCAUAUCGCCACCUUCUUGAUGCUGGCCUUAACGUGGCUGCAUCCAUGGAUUGGGGUCCAACAAAUCCAUUUGAGCAAAUGCAGUUGGCGAUCACCCACAAAAUGUAUCCAAGCGGUCUAUCCAACGCAGGAACAGGACAGGUGGUGACACGAGCGGAAGCCUUUGAAAUGUGGACGCGCAACGGUGCAAAGGUGUUAGGUUGGCAUGACAUUGGUAGCAUUCGCCCAGGAAAUCAUGCAGACUUUGCAAUCAUCAAUCGGAACCCAAUCACGUGUGAAUUGGAUGCGCUACCGUCAACAAAGGUCUUGCGCACAGUCGUUGGGGGGAAAAUUGUCUUUAAUAAUGGAACUCUCCCCUCUAGCACCUAG
Messenger RNA from Aspergillus pseudoviridinutans, 1281 nucleotides. RefSeq lists its product as uncharacterized. Lineage: Eukaryota; Fungi; Ascomycota; Eurotiomycetes; Eurotiales; Aspergillaceae. Bases 1 to 1281 code for a protein of 426 amino acids. The record is from RefSeq and is a predicted model, not a curated record. Gene Ontology annotation, molecular function: hydrolase activity, acting on carbon-nitrogen (but not peptide) bonds. The transcript has a single exon.